UUUCUAUAUUUUGCAGAAAACAACAAUGGACUUGAAGUGACUCAGGAUUUUAUUCAGAAAACAGAGCUUAAUGAUGAUGCAUUUGGUCAGAACAAUGUCUCAGGUAUAGGAAAUGCACCUUCUGCUUUUAGCCCUCAUUCACGCAUAAGUGAAACACUUCAUACAAAUGUAUCUAAUAGUGAUUCAAAUCAAGUGACACUUUCUGCUUCUGAAAUCUGUCCAUCUCUGGAAGUAAGAAGAGCAUGUAAUGAUUCUGCUCAAGAAAAGAGUAAAAAUGUUGCUGUUACAGUUCUUCAGUGCGUUUCAGAUGCUCACAUUCCAUCUGAAAUCCAGCCCAAAUGUUCUACACCUGUAAAAUUUGCUGCAGGAGCACCUUUUGCUUCAAAACUGAAACCAAGCACUGGGAAUUAUUUUUUACAAAGUUGUAAGAAUAUUGUAGAGGAUCCUUAUGUUUCUGAUGAUUGUCUUGAUAUUUCAGUUUCUGAGUUAAACAGUUUGAAACAGCAGGUCUGUAUGCAGACUGAACAUUUGGCACCUCUGUCACCUCUUCCUCCCACACCUCCACCUAAGCAUGCAAGUUCAAAAAGAUUAGGCAAGUUGGAACAAAAUCUCAGUUCCCAUAAUUUGGAUUUACCACAUAACAGUCAUAAUUUAUCUCAGUCAUUAAUGAAUGGGAAUAGUUCAGUUCUUUCACCAUCAUAUCGUAACUGCCAAAAUUUAUCUAAGGCAUCUGUAAAUUCUGCAAAACGACAUAAUUUCUGUCAUCAACAAUCCGAAGGUUUUGAUAUUCAAAAUGAUUCAUCUCUUGAACAGUCAAAUACAUACUUACAGUCUCUUUCUAUUGCAACCCCUAAUUCAGAAAGUUCUAAGACUAAUUUAAAUGAAAGUAGCUUAUGCCGUUUAUCUUGUAAGCGCUCUAUUAAUGGGGAUUUAAAAAUAGGGUUUAAUGUAUCAAAAGCUAUUGAUCUGGAAGUCGAUGCUAGUAGUAUGAAUGUAUAUUGGACUCUGAAGUUUAAUGAUUCUGAAGAAAACCCAUCAAAUGCAGUGCAUGCUGUAAAUCAAUCAUUUCAGACAUCAAUGCCAAAUCAUCAAACUAGAUGUUCUGACUGUGAAGUUAUGGAAGGAGGUGAAGUAAUUCAAACAUCUGAUAGGAAAAGGCAACGAAUUGAGAGUGAUCAAAUUUCAAAUGUGCAUGACAGAAAAAAAGCACCUGGAAAUUCAACUGAAAUGUUUAUUCAUAAUAGUAAUCAUGUUACAGAAACUAGUAAUGCAGUAAUGGGGAUAUUUAAAACAGAAAGUCCUGACCAUACUUUACCAAGUAAUAAUAUAGACCAAGUAGAUUAUAAUGCCUGUAAUUCAGUGGGUUUGUGGUAUAAUCCUGUUGAUCAGAAACACAUGAUGAAUCAUAGCAAUGACAUUCUUGAAUUACAUCAAAGUACUGUAGUCAAAAAAGAACUCCCUGACUCAAAAAAGUAUAGUUCUUGUGAAAAGCAGGAAAACAAUACUUCAGCUGUUUCAAGUUCAUGUGAAAGUCCAUCUCCAAUUAAAAGAAAGUUGAAAUUUGACUCACCUAUAAAUUCAUCCAUUCAAAUUCAAAAUCAUUUGACACCUACAGAAACCCAAAACUCUCUUAUGGGCAAGGAGUUGAAAAAACACAGAAGAAGAAAGGGUUCCACUGAGAAUGUAAAAAUGGGAAAGGUUAAUGUAUCUGCAAUGCAGAAUCAAAAUCAUAUGCUCCCUGCAGAAAACUCAGAUUCCCCUGUGGAUAAAGAUUUGAUCAGAAGAGGUUUACACCAGGAAAUGGAAAAAAGUAAUUCAUCUAGUAUUCAAAAUCAGAUCCCUCUGUUACUUGCAGAAGUCCCAGAAUCCUCUGAGAGCAAACACUUGAAAAGAAAACAUAAAAAAAAUUUGCAUAAAAGUAAAAAAACAAAAGAGAGUAAUCCAUCUGUUACUAAAGUUAAAAAUGGUUCUAAAAUUAAAGACCCUCUGAAAACUAAAUUGAGUAAACCUAAGAAAAUUCACAAAACAAAAGCUUCACAGAUUAAAGCAAGGGAAAAGGAAAGCAUUGGUGAUAAUAAUCUGUUAGUUAAUGCUACUAACAUUCUGCCAAAUGAACAAAUGCAGACAAACCUCAUUAAUGUUAAAACAAAAAAGUCCAUUUUGAUGCCACCCUUUAAACUGCCUGAAAGUUCUCUUGAUGAUCAUCAGUAUUAUAAAAACAAUUCUGAGCAGUCAGAGGGUAUGUGCGAUGAUAAGAAUGCAUGUAAUGAACUAAGUAUAACAGUUACGGAAAAUAAAACAAGCCAGUCUUUUGAACUGAAAAGAAAGUUAUCUGCAAGUUCUAGAAAACAUUUGUUUAAGCAAUCAAAUUUAACUGCAGUAAAAGAAGAGGAACCAUUAUUGUGUACAGUACCUUUGAAGCAGGAAACUCAGACUUUAAUUAAUGCCACAAAAGGUAGAAAGAAAGUAUUAAAUACAAGCAGUGCAAAAAAUGAAGUAUUACAAACAGAAAUGCAAUCUCCUAAUUUUUCAAGUCAAAAUAAAAAAUCAAAAAAAGAAAAGAGUAGGAAACAAAAGAUAGAUUCUAAAAAAUUAAUCAGACCUGCAAUCUUUGUUCCAGCAACAUCUGUUUCUAGUUUAAAAUUUUUGCAAGAAAAUUCAGAAACUAAUGGAUCUAGUGGUUUGCAUGGAAGCUUGGUAAUCAAUGGAUCUAGUGAAAAAGAGAAUACAGACACACAAGUUUAUGAAACAGCACUAUUAUUAAAAGAAAAAUCACAGAAUACUGAGUUUAUAUUCAGUUCUUCAAGUACAGAAAUGCAUCAUGUUAAUGACUUUGGAGCAGGAAAUAAAAAGAGUAAUAUUUUGCUGGAAAAGGACAGAAAGUACCCUGCAGUCACUUAUGAUAACUGUAGUAAUGUAGCCAAAGCUAAUGCUAGUUCUGAGGUGCAAUCAGAAAUUGUUUUAGUUGAUGGAAAUCAAGCUAUGUCUGCAACUGCACAUCAAAAUAUGUGUGAUGGUUUAAAACAUAAAAGUGAACAUUUAGUGUCAGAUGAGCAAUCAUCUAUUUCUGAAAUUGAUAAAUGUGAAAAUGUUGAAAAUGUUAUAUUCAAUGUCACCAGCAUAAACAGUAAUAAAAACAAUGGGGAAUCUUUGUUAUCCAAGACUAGAAAUGAUGCAUCAAAUGAAAAUUUUCAAAAUGACACAAUGCAUUUUGAUUCUUCUAGCUUUCUUUCAGAAGUAGUAGAAAAAUUUAAUACUGUGUCAAAUGAAUCAGAAGAUAAUACAGCUCAAAAAUCAACUAUCCCACUAAAGUUUGAUGCCAGCAAUGUGGCAUCAAGUGAGAAAAGUAUUGAGAAUGGGUUUGAAGAACAGAGAAUAAGUAUUUUUCACAAUCAUGAUGAACAUACAUUAAGUGAAAACCUCGUUAAUGGAAAUUGUGACUCGAAGGAAUAUGUGUCAAAUGAAUCAAUUUCAGGAGUAAAAGAACAUUCUGUAACUGCACAUUUUAAUGAUAAAAUUACAAAUUUUAUUGAAACUAGUUGUAAAAAUAGUAGUUUUGAUGAAAGUGCAAAUAUUAAAGAAUGUCAGCAAGAUAAAGAGUCAGAAGCAGAGUGUCAAAAAAUUGAAAAUGGAAACCUUAAUGAACUUUCUAGUGAAAGUACAGAUACUGAAGAAUGUCGGGAAGAUAAAGUUGCGAAACAUAAAAAAUCUGAGAAUGGCACCAUAAAUGAAUUUUCUGGUGAGAAUACUCCUAUUAAGGUAGCACAUUUUAAUGGAAACGCAUUUAGAAGGAAAAAACUAGGGUCUCCAUUAUUAAAAAUAAUAAAAUGUGAUGAUAUUUUGCCAAAUGCUUCUAAUUUAAAUAAAAGUGAGAAAAUGGAACUAACUGAAAAUGACAGUGCAUCAGAUUACAAGUUAACUAACUCAUAUUUUCCCAAAGUAAAAGUUUCUGCACUGUCUGCAAUUUCACCUGACCAUCAAAGAACAGGUGCAUCUGAAGCACACCUGAAUGGUGCAGAAGAGCAGAUUGUAGAAAAUGGUGUGGAAAAUGUAAUCUGUAAUGUUGUUAAGCAAGUUAAUAACAUUUCAAAUACAUUUUGUAGUAGUAAAGAAGUGAAGGACAUUGUAAGUGUGACAAAUAUGCAGAAACUAGUGGCAGUUAAUACAAAAAGUCUAAAUACUAAUGGGGCCAAUACAGAUGAUACAGUUAUUAAUACUUCUGUUUCAGAUGCAUUUUGUAAUGAUAAUGAAGUGAGUUCUUUUCAGGCCAAGGCUAACACUAAACUGACUGUAAAUGAUACUGAAAAUAAAAAUUGUAAUGGACGAACAAAACUGAAUGAUGUUACCUUAAAAAAAUUGAAUAAUACUUUAAAAAAUAAAACAAGCUCCAUUUGUAAUGACUCUGAUAUGAAUUCUGAUAGUGAUGCAUUAGUAAUUGCUGAAGAUUCUGAUGAUGAAAAGUGUACUAAUGUUGUAACUGCAAUAGAAAAUAGUAAUGAAGAUUCAGAACCUGUUUCACCAAAAGAAUCUAAACAAAAUAAAAAACGCAAAACUUCAAAAGCUACUCGUAAAGCAAAGAAAAAAGGAAAAAAUGAUAAGAAAAAGGCUAACAUUAAAAAUAACAGAAAGAUUAAAGUUAAAACAGAAGUACAAGAACAAAAACAUCCAUUAACUGCUGUGUUGGAGAACAUUGAAAAGUUGAAGUUUGAUGCAACACAUGUUAAGCAUGAGCUUCAUACUUUUAAAAAUGCACUGAUAAAUCCUGGGAAUGCACCAGACUGCCGUACUCUGUUAUAUCAUGUUUUAAAUCAUCUGCUCACUUCUAGAAGAAAUCCUUUGAUGGCCUACAAUACAAAACGUAAUGUCGAUGUUUUACUUCCUUUUGUAGAAAAUUGUAUGGUGAACUGCCUGUUUGAAAUUGAGUGUAAAAAGAAGCCCCAUUUGCAUGGAUUAGUGUCUUCUGCUUUGAAAACUAUUCCUGAAUUGGUGCUUUCAAAGGAUAGAUUUAAUAUUUAUGGUCUGAGUUCUAUUUGUCGUGUCUACACAGAAAUGUGCAAACACAUAAAUGAUACUAAAGCACCCCUUGUUUUGUGUGCAGAUUUGCUAAAGAGGCAGCAUAAAUUUGCACCUUUUUUGAUUGCUUCUAUUGUGGGAGUAUGGAGAGAAUUAUUUGAAAUUUCUGAAAGCACUAAUGAUCAAGAAGCAAAUUUUCACAGCAGCAUCACAUAUGCAAUUCGAAAGAAAUCACAUCUUCUGAGUAGUGCUCAGUGGUCAUACAGUCGCAAUGUAAUAGAUGAUUUCAUGAAAGCACCUCCAGUGAGUGAUGUGAAUGUAGCUGCUGAUUUUUGCAUUCAGGCUCUUCAAUCGAAAUGCGCUAGCAAUUCUUUUGAUGAUAGAUUUUUGCUGACUACACCAUUAACAGUUUUUGCGCAGCAUGAAGGUUGGGAAUGGGCACGCAAGAAUGUAUUGGAAAAAUAUGUGUAUCCCUCAAUAGACCAUUAUAGGCAUAAAGAAUCUAAUAAAGAGGCAUUUGCUUUGUUAUGUGAGCUGUAUGGUGAUAUUUGUCUGUCAGCCCCAGAUGUCAAACCUUGCUUUAAAUUUUUGUGUAAUAUGUUCAUUCAUUCUGAUCAUCAUGAUUACCCAUAUGUGCAGGAAAUAACAGUAAAUACAUUGAUCAAAUUGCUUCCAUUGAAAGGCCAACCUUUGCCACCAUUUGUAACAGAAUGGAUAGAAAAAAAUGAGAAAAAAUUGCAAAAUUCUCCCACUGAGCUUGUGCUUCGCAAGCAUCUGAUUUAUGAUGGGAAAGAAUUCAAAGUGGAUGAUAUUCUUUAAAAUUCUGAUUUCCAUAUAAAUGAAAUAUCUGCUCUUUGCUUUAUGUUAUUAAUGGUUGCAUAAAUGUUCACCACUAUCUUUCAAUAUAUGUGAUUAAAUUUUUUUAUAUUGCUAUACAACAGUUGUUACCUGUAUAAAAGUUAUGACAAAUUAUGCAGUGUUUCUUAAAUUGUUUUUACUUUUAUUUAUAUAAUUUCUUUCCUUAAUACUCUUGUGAAUAUGUAAAAGAUUACUGGCCUUUUAGAAAGAGACCAGUCAUCAGUAUACAAAGUUAUUUCAACUAUGUCUUUUAAAAGAACAGUGCAUUGUAUAUAGCUAUUGAAUUGAUGCCACAAAUUACCAUCCAUACAAACUAGUUUUGUAAGUAGCAAUGUUUAUUUUAAAUGUUUGUCACGGUCUAAGGAGGUAUAUAUUUUCCCUGCAGAUCUCUGUUCUUAGAAUGAUAAAAGAAAUUAUCAAAUACACGACAUUUAUAUUUUAAAGGCUUGAUUCUGGUGGUAUACAGAAGGUAUUAUAAUAAAUACAUUGAAUGGAAUAAUGAGUGCUAAUUAAGCAAAAUUUAGUUGUGUAUCCCUUAUUUGAUAUUGCAUUUUGAAUUUUUUUUUCAGGGGGUGGGGGUGGCAGUGGUGGAGGUUCAAGUGCUGUUUCUUUCAUUAAGUGGCAGAAUUCCAAGACCAAAAUUAUAGCAAAAAAAUCAUAAAAAGUUUUUAACAGGAAAUGUGAAAAUACUUGAUAGGGGAAAGAUAUUUAAAUUUUCUAAGGAAUUUGGAUUCUGUACCAUUUAGGUUUGGAGAUGCUUAAAUUUUUGUAAGUUUUUCAUAACUUAUUAGUGUUUAUGUGACCAAACCAAAGAAAAAUGACCUAUUGGUUAAAUUGAUUACUCUGGCACAAGGGGGUGGGGAACUGAAAUUUAAAUAAUCAAUUUAACAUACUCACACCAAGUAAUUAACUCACUGAAAAAGCAUUAACUUUUAAGCUGUUCAACUGUUUCAAGAAUAUGUCUUCAAUUAUAUUAUUAUUUCAUUUAAGUAAAAGUUUUUUUUUCUCAACUUAUAAUGUUAUUAAUCCUCUAGAAGCAAUAUGGUAUUAUUUCUGGUAUGGCUUAUUAUCUAGAAAGAAUUCUGAGAAAUGUACUUAAAAUACAGUUCAGAUUUGUUAAAUACAAUACAAUGAUUCAUUAUUUUAAUUAGUUUAAGUUCAAACUGAAACAUGUAUUACACAUACUUUUGUAUAAGCAUCACCAGCACUUACCCAGCUAUGUAGAAGCUAUUAACUCAUUUAUGAUAUCUUAGUAUUACUCAAAAUUGUAUGCUUGAAAUGAAAGUCUAAACAAAUUUUUUCUAGUAUUUUAAAUUUACUGAAUUCAAAAUAUAAUUUAAUUUUUACAUUAAACAAAAUUGUGUUUAGUUUAUAAUUUUGAGAAGUGCAAGUUAUUGUAGUGAGAUGAUUUGUUAAUAGUUUUAUCUCUAAAUUUCUUGAUAAGUGUGAAUGACUUGAUGUCAAGCAUUUUCACUUUGCAAUUCAUAACAAUAGAUAAACUGAAAAAGGCCUUUUCCCCCUGUAAUUUUUAAGGCAUAAAUAUAAGUGAUUGAGCAGAGCAAUGUAUGGAAAUAUUUUUUUUUUAAUAUUUACUAGUGUAGCUUUGUAUAAUAAGUGUAUCAUAUGUAUGAGUUAAUAUCACGUUUCCAUAAAUAUAUAUAUAACCAUAAGGAUAUAUGUAAUAUUUUAACGUAAUCAAAGUGUCCUGAAAAUAAGCAUUUCAUAUUAAAUGUUUCUGUAGUUGUUGCAUCUAUUUUAGAUCAUAAAGUCGAUUUGAUUAUUGUUUUUACCGAAUUACAUUAAUGUUAUUUUAAAUGCAUCUUGUUAAUUACAUUUGUUUUAUAAAAAAGUUGUAUGAGUGUGUGUAAAUAUAUGUAAAUAUCAAAUAAACGUUAGCUUCAUAUUGUA
Messenger RNA from Stegodyphus dumicola, 7779 nucleotides. RefSeq lists its product as uncharacterized. The record is from RefSeq and is a predicted model, not a curated record. Lineage: Eukaryota; Metazoa; Arthropoda; Arachnida; Araneae; Eresidae.